AAAAAUAAAAUUGUACAGAGAUACAGAAAAGUAACAAAAAAAUGUUAAGCUGCAACACACUGAACAAACAUUUGAACUCAUAAAUCAAUGUAGAAAUAAAUAUCACAGUUUUUGUAUGUUACAAGAAUUGCCUGUGUUAAGAAAACACUGGUCAACUGUACAAGAUUGCUUAUGCUGUUUGAAUCUUACUUUUUAUUUACUCGGAAAAUAUUAUCUUACUGAAACAGCUCACAGCUGCACAAAGCUGAAAUAUGACACUUUACCAAUUAUCUGGAAUAAUCAGAAUAGAUUUUCCCCAUAAGGCAUUGCUAUAACCUUGUAAUUUCAAUUUCCAGAAUUGUUUUAUUUUCAUUACAACAGAUUAAAGUAGUUUGUAGCAUCCUCUAGUGGAAACUAACCUUAGUGCCACAAUAGAUGCAAAAAUAUGUGAAUGUAUCUACCUGCAUGUUUCUCCCAUGUGGCCAGAGAUAGAAAGUACACUGUUAGUUGCUGUGCUCAGGCUGCUAGGAUUGUACUCCUAACUGAAAAUGUCUGAUAUGGUCUCAUUCAAAACUUUAUGUUCUUUGAUACAUAAAAGGCUUCCACAAAACAGGACCAGGGUCAGAUGUUACAGUGAAAAACAGUCUUUUAACCAAAUUUUAAUUGUACUUUAUUGCUUAAAGUUAUUGCACUGUAACUGGUUAAAUAGAGGUUAUUAAAAAAAAUAACAGUUAAAAAUCCUACAUGAACCACUUCAAAAUGUUUGCCAUUUUCUUUACAAUAUCACAGUGUCUUUAAUAUUCCAGUGAUUCUCAGACUUGGGAUUAUAACUCUGUUAUCAAAAAUGGUAGAAAAUAGAACACAUUAUUAAUACAUGAUUAAAAUACACACAAACAAGCUGCGAGUUUCUUACUUGUUUCAGAGCAUCGACCAGUUGUGGUAAUUUCCAAAAAAGCAAUCACACCCACAACCCCAUAAAUCCUUACCGAAUUUCUUCGUAUUCAUGGUAAAGGUUGUCAGUGUGUCCUGUAUUAAUUUGUUUAAGAUUCACAGUUUCAUCCAAUGAACCUACACAUGUAAACACCCUCUGGGGUUACAGUGGAAAGCACUAUAGCCUAUACUGAACACAGUGCUUUACUUUUCUAUUUCACUUACCUUUUAGCCAACAUUUGUUGUAAGAGCAUGUGCAACUAAUGACAUCAGAGGUAGCUCUUUUUAAUUAGUGAGAAGAACCCACAACUUAUGUUGUUGUAAGCUGAUGUAUUUAGCAAGGGUAUAGUGCCAAAUGGUUUGUUUUGCUGAGUAAAUUAUGUCUUUACUUCAACGUGUUGUGUGAUUUUUAAAACAUCUUGAAAUAUAUGCAAAACACCAAAUUUGCUGCUGAUUAUUGUCCUCCAGUCGCCUUGUCAAAAAACAAUAGUGCUAACUUUAAAUACAAGUUGCCUGGGAGCUACUUUUAGCGUGACACAAUUCUUAGAGGUAGAGUUUAGUGGUUAGAGUUUAAGCUCAGAUAUUUGAAAGUAAAGCCAGGAUGGUUCCAGAAGUUUUGGCCAUGCUCAUAUAUAUUUCCUUAUGCUAGGUUAUGUAACUCUGUCUUUGUGAAACAGUUCUAUGGUCUUCAGUGAAAAAGGGUCUGGUGUUCUGAACAGAUACACCUUACACAAAAUAAAAACAUAGAAUGAGAAUGUGGAGAUAAAACGUGGAAGCAAUAUUUCAAACUUUGACAAAUUGAUAAGCCCUCAAAACAGCCAUAGCGUUCAUUUGGAAAGCUAUCUGUUUUCAAGAUAGCUUUAUGAAUAUGCAAAGAUAUGCAAAAUUCAUCUGUUCAAUGACGCAGCAUUGCGAUAUUAUUAUUAUUAUUUCCUCAUAUGUUAAUAAUGUUUUGCACAUGCCGUUUUAUACACAAAAUUGGUCUGUAUUCGCACUGAAAAUUUCCAGUGAGAUUUGAAGAUUAAGAUUUUAUCAUUUGAUCAAUUUUAUAGUUUGCUUAACAACGUUUUUUUUUUUUUUUGCUUUAAAAGUAAACUCACUUGAUUGAUAUGUCUUUAGUUAUCAUUCUGCCUUAGCCCGUAAAUCUUGUUUAAAGAAACUAAUUGUGCUUUUUAUCCAAACCAAGGUUAGCAGUUUUCCAAGUUUUCCGAGCCUGGAGAGCACGCUGGUGACAUUGCUGUCUGAGGCUCCCAUACAGAUCACACUUCACACAAUCAAGUCAUGAAGUUCUCAGUUGUGGGCUGUAGGCGGCGACAGAGAGCUCAAUUUCUGUAAAAACAACAUCUCACCUUCUUUCUUUAGUCCAAGUGCUGGAACACGUUUGAGUGACCAUGGAGCGCGUUUGCUGUCAAGUAGUUCAGCGUUAAUACGCCGUGAAUAGUUGUAAACAGGGGACCUUUGAAAAGACACGAGGAGCAGGACUCGAAGCGAUGGCCGCACGGGAGGAAGGAGAGGUUUUGCACGGUAAACUAAGGCACCACGACGGGACUGGAAGUGUAAACAGCUCAGAGGGCUUCAGGAACGGCUAUGUGAAGAGCUGCGUCACCCCCCUUAAACAGGACCAUCAGAGAGGAUUUUUGUUCAGCGUGUGCAGGUUUUGUAACGAAGACGUCCUCAAUUCCAAACUGUUAAAGGUGUCUGCCCUCUACGUGGGCGCCUUUGUUGUUUUCGCCGUCUCUUUCCUCAUUUCCAGGAGCUUGCAAAGUGACUCGGUGUGGGAUUUGCGGACUUUUUUGUUGGGCUUCUCCCAGUCCAUCAGUCCUCUGUUCAGCAUAGGAUGUGCGUUCUUCUUCCUCACCUUUUACCUGCGGAGGAAGAAGAAGCAGAGCAGCAGAUCGUGGCUCCUGUCACUGCCAGCUUCAUGCUACCUCGGGGAUUUUCUGGUUCUGCGGUUCUUGCAAUGGGGAGAGGACCAGCACCAGAUGCAAAUGGUGGGCAGGUUGUUGUUCGUGUUGGGAUGCGUGGGUCUGCUCACGCUGAUCCCGACGCUCAAACUCAAGCACAGCGUCCUCGUCCUGGUGUUCGCCAGCGUGGUGUGGCUGCUCUCCCUCACAAGUUUGAGCGGUCUGCCCGCACUGCUCAGACCGCUCCUGGCCUGCUUUGCGGGGGUUUCUGGCUCCCUGUUGGGGAUCUGUUUUGACCGCUAUUACCAGACAAGGGAAGCGCCGUGUGGGAUUUCCAGCACGGAGGAAAAGGUCCCGGUGAUCAAACCGAGGAGACGGUCCAGUUGUGUUUCACUGGGGGAAACGUCGACCAGCUAUUAUGGCAGCUGUAAAAUGCCCCGCAGACCCUCGUUGCCCUGCAUAUCUAGAGAGCAGAUGAUCUUGUGGGACUGGGAUCUGAAACACUGGUACAAGCCACAGUAUCAGGGUGCAGUGAGUGGAAAUGGUGUGGAUCUCUCAGUCAUCAACGAGGCCAGGAACCUUGUGUCAGAGCUGCUGAUGGACUCGUCACUGUCACCAAACACCGCCGCGACUCUGCGAAGCAUCUCCAGCCUGAUGGGGACGUUUUCAGGCUCAUGUCGCCCCAGGGUCAACCCCUUUACGCCCUUCCCAGGUUUCUACUCUGUAGAGGCAGAGGACUCUGCAGAGAGGAGCGACAGGAAAGGCAUGAAGGGUUUGAGUAGCAGAAACAGCCUCCCUACCCCUCAGCCCAGGCGGAGUUCAACCUCCUCCACACCGUCUGCACUCCCUCCGCUAGACUCUGCCUCUUCUCGCUGGGAGCGCAACAAUGGAAAGAGACCCCACUGUGACCUCAGUCUGACCAGCUCAAGUCUGACCAACGGUCCCAAUGCAAACCUGCUCACCAUUCCCAAACAGAGGUCUUCCUCUGUCACCCUAACAUACCACACGGUGCCCAGAAGAACAGGCACGUCUCCCAGUCUCAGCCCAGUCACCUCACCAAGCCAUAGCCCCCCCACACUAAAUACAGGUUCCUCAUCAUCCCAUGCCCCUCGGUUGCCCGUGGAGUUCCCCGACACAGCGGACUUCCUGACAAAGCCGAGUGUUAACCUGAACCUCCACAAGCCUUUAGUCAGCUCCACUGAUUUCCAGCAGGCCUUUCGUAGCUCUACCUUCUCUCUCUGCACCAGCUGUGGUCGUCAGAUGCUCAAGGGAAUUUCCAGCGGUGAGUCGGGGGACUCUCAUCAGCUGUUCAACAGCGAGGCUCAACGCAGGCGCUCAGUGGUUGAAGGGCUGGAGUAUGCUGGGGGGGAUUUUAUCAGGGAAGAGCCAGACGUGACUGGAGAUGGGAAGCCAGACGCUGAAGGAGACCUGGGUGUGGUAGAGGAGGAGAAGGAGAAGAGGCCCGUCACUGAGCUGCAGACUCAGAAAGCAGAGGGGGAACAGGAGUUCAUACUUGAUUCCAUGCUGGAGGACCACGAGGGUCUCAUGGAGAAGAUGGACACCUGGAACUUCCAGAUUUUUGAACUGGUGGACACAACAGGAGGGAAGACGGGAAGGAUCCUCAGCUACGUGACAUACACGCUUUUCCAGGAUAUGUGUCUAUUUGAGAUCUUCAAGAUCCCCGUGAAGGAGUUCAUGUCCUACUUCUGUGCUCUGGAAAGUGGCUAUAGAGACAUUCCCUAUCACAACCGGGUCCAUGCUACAGAUGUGCUCCAUGCUGUUUGGUACUUAACCACUCGACCAAUCCCUGGGUUUCAGCAGAUCCACAGUGAGCAUGUGACAGGAAGUGACACAGAUUCAGAUAGUGGAAUUUCCCCAGGCAGGAUAUCAUACGCCACCUCCAAGAGCUCCUCCAUUUCAGAUGACAGCUACGGCUGCCUGGCCUGGAACAUACCUGCCCUGGAGCUCAUGGCCCUUUAUGUAGCAGCUGCAAUGCACGACUACGACCAUCCUGGUCGUACAAACGCCUUUCUAAUAGCCACUAAUGCACCUCAGGCAGUGCUGUACAACGAUCGCUCAGUCCUAGAGAACCACCAUGCUGCAUCCGCCUGGAGCCUCUACCUGUCCCAGCCCGAGUACAACUUCCUGGCCAACUUGGAUCAUGUUGAAUUCAAGCGUUUCCGCUUCCUCGUCAUCGAGGCAAUACUGGCCACAGACCUCAAGAAGCACUUUGACUUUCUGGCUGAGUUCAAUGCCAAGGUAAACGAUGUAAACAGUCCAGGAAUUGAUUGGACCAAUGAGAACGACAGACUUCUGGUGUGCCAAGUUUGUAUCAAGCUGGCAGACAUCAAUGGACCGGCCAAAGUCCGAGACCUGCACCUCAAGUGGACAGAAGGCAUUGUCAAUGAGUUUUAUGAGCAGGGCGAUGAAGAAGCAAAGUUAGGAUUACCCAUCAGCCCCUUCAUGGACCGCUCUGCACCGCAGCUGGCCAAGCUGCAGGAGUCUUUCAUCACCCAUAUUGUGGGACCUCUCUGUAACUCCUACGAUGCUGCCGGUCUGCUUCCUGGUCACUGGGUAAACGAAUCGGAAUCAGAUGAAGAAGAUGAUGAAGCACAGGAGGACACAGAUGAAGAAGAAGAUGACGAAGAUGAGUUAGAAGUUGAUUUGGCAACAGGAAGGACGAAAGACCGUCGCAGGUUGUUCAGCUGCAUCAUGCAGCACCUGACGGAGAACCACAAGGUUUGGAAGAAGAUCAUUGAGGAGGAGGACAAGAACAAAGAACUUGGCAAACAGCAGCAGCCAGACAGCUCGCCCACCUCCCCGUCAGAUGACAUCCAGGUCAUCCAGGAGGAGGAGGAAGGGGAGGAGCGUCAGUAGCAGGAGGACAAAGUGAAUGUGCAAAGCUGCACAAAAUGAAAAGGAGAAGCUGUGGAAGGACUGAAGUUGUUCAACCAUCUGCCUUUUACUGACACAAAGACAGAGAGUCAAUAAAUGCACAUAAAACAUACUUUGUUCCCGCUCUAUCCUGAACACACACAUUAAAUGAUUCACUGUGCAGACACUCAAAUGUUAAAGUAGUCACGUCGUUUUUCAGAGAAACAAAAAGGCCUUACUACUGUGAGCGGAUCCUUACUGCAACGGUAGGGGCCCAACCCCUAUGCACUUUCAGCCCAUGGAGAGUCAAGUGCAAACAGACAUAAAAGCACCAGAACCAAGGGUAAAGGUGCAGAAGAGGACUAUGGACGGGGGUCCAGCAUUAACUUUUCCUCCAUGGUGUAUUGGCUGUGAUGCUGCCUUGAAUGCAAAGCGCUUAACACUUAACACCUCCUUUAGGUACAAAGUAGUUCCUGUUUAUUUAAAAAACAAUUACACGAAAGGUAGAGGAAAAGUACUGAAGCAGGUGGUAUCCUUAGCCCUUACCAAAGUGGACAGUCUGUAAGACAAGAGACUGAAACUGCUUCAGCCUCAGUGUCACGAAAUAUAUAUAUAUAUAUA
Messenger RNA from Gambusia affinis (western mosquitofish), 6308 nucleotides. It is a transcript of the gene pde3b, whose product is annotated as phosphodiesterase 3B. The coding region runs from base 2400 to 5690 and encodes 1096 amino acids. Gene Ontology annotation, biological process: signal transduction. Gene Ontology annotation, molecular function: 3',5'-cyclic-AMP phosphodiesterase activity; protein kinase B binding. NCBI's taxonomy places the organism in Eukaryota, Metazoa, Chordata, Actinopteri, Cyprinodontiformes, Poeciliidae. The record is from RefSeq and is a predicted model, not a curated record. The transcript is spliced from 16 exons. Gene Ontology annotation, cellular component: membrane.